Messenger RNA from Trichoderma harzianum CBS 226.95, 1185 nucleotides. RefSeq lists its product as hypothetical. The record is from RefSeq and is a predicted model, not a curated record. NCBI's taxonomy places the organism in Eukaryota, Fungi, Ascomycota, Sordariomycetes, Hypocreales, Hypocreaceae. Gene Ontology annotation, biological process: single strand break repair; double-strand break repair. The coding region runs from base 290 to 1075 and encodes 261 amino acids. Gene Ontology annotation, molecular function: double-stranded RNA binding; DNA 5'-adenosine monophosphate hydrolase activity; single-stranded DNA binding. The transcript is spliced from 2 exons. Gene Ontology annotation, cellular component: nucleus.
CCACUACAAGCCAUCACUUCACUCGCUCACUCACCUUCUCCGCGGGCUUCUUUCUGAACCGCCCCGGAUCAGAAACUUUUCAUUUUCAGCAGGUCAAAUUUUUAUGUAGUAUUUUCUAUAUUCGUCUUCACGCUCGUCCGUCAUUCUCAGUCAUGACUCAGGCCGACGCACAGUCAGACUCUGAGGAGGGAUUGACGCGGGAAGAGAUGCAGCAAGAGGAAGAAGACGAGCCGCCCUCAAAGCGAGCGAAACAAGAUGCGUCUAACAUCGAAACAUAGUCGCCAAACUCAUGGCUCCCAAACCAAAAACCAUCAUCUCCCCCCCAAAACCUCCCAGCUCAAGACCUCACCUCUUCAAGAACCGCAUGGGCCUCGGCGCAUACAUCGCCGCCCCCGAAUCAUACCCUGCCUCAGUAGUCAUCUACUACAACGCAGAUUUUGUCGUCAUUCACGAUAAAUUCCCAAAGGCCACCGUCCACACGCUGCUGCUGCCGCGGUCUCCCAAGCAUACCCUUCUGCACCCGUUUGAGGCGCUCCAGGAUGUUGAGUUUCUGGAAAAGGUCAAAGAAGAGGUAGGUAAGCUAAAAGUGCUCGUGGCGGCGGAGCUGCAGCGUCGGUUGGGCUCGUUUAGUAGGUCUGAUGCUGCGAGAGAGGCUGUGCUUAAUGGCGAUGCGGAGCCAGAAGAGGGACAAGCCAAAACAGCAGCAGAAGGACAGGAGAAGAACGACAAGGGAAAAGAACCGCAGCUGCCGCCGGGAAGGGACUGGAUGGCCGACCUCAUGUGCGGCGUCCACGCCGUCCCGAGCAUGGGCAACUUGCACAUCCACGUGCUCUCGCGAGACAUGCACUCGCCGGCCAUGAAGCACCGCAAGCACUACAACUCCUUCAACACGCCGUUCCUGGUGGACGUGGCCGACUUCCCACUCGGCGAGGCCGACCCCCGCAGGAUCCCCAAGGAUGAGGGCUACAUGAGGCGGGACCUGGUGUGCUGGCGGUGCGGGAAGAACUUUGGAAACAGGUUCAAGGAGCUCAAGGACCACCUGGACAAGGAGUUUGAGGAAUGGAAGCGGGAGUGAACAUGUGAGAGACAAUGACGAGACAUAUGAAGACACGAAGAAUUGUACAAAUAAGAACAUUGCUGAUUUUGCCAUUACACAUCGCACGUAGCUUCAUGGUGCGGGAGAUA